CAAGAACCCAGAGCCCCAGGUGCUGAAGGCUGAGGGCUGCAGAGGGACUGCGGAGAGAGCCAGGAAGCCAUGGGUUUUCCGUGGAGCUAUCGGAGUACUCAAAGAGGCUCAUGGCGCACUCUCCAGCUGUGGGUCUGGACAGUGCUCUGUUGUGAUUUCCUGACUCACCAUGGGACUCAGUGUUGGACUUACCAUUACUCUGAAAAACCCAUGAACUGGGAAAGUGCUCGAAAGUUCUGCAAGAAAAAUUACACAGACUUAGUUGCCAUACAAAAUAAGAGAGAAAUUGACUAUUUGGAGAAGACAUUGCCCAGAAGCCCUACUUACUACUGGAUAGGAAUCCGGAAAAUUGGAAACACAUGGACGUGGGUGGGAACCAACAAGCCCCUCACUAAAGAAGCGGAGAACUGGGGAACUGGGGAACCCAACAACAAGAAGUCCAAAGAAGACUGUGUAGAGAUCUACAUCAAGAGGGAAAGAGACUCAGGAAAAUGGAAUGACGACGCCUGCCACAAGCGAAAGGCAGCUCUCUGCUACACAGCCUCUUGCCAGCUAGGGUCUUGCAGUGGCCAUGGAGAAUGUGUGGAAACCAUCAACAACCACACCUGCAACUGUGAUGUGGGGUAUUAUGGGCCCCAGUGCCAGUAUGUGGUCCAGUGUGAGCCUCUGAGGGCUCCUGAGCUGGGUACCAUGGACUGCAGCCAUCCCUUGGGAGACUUCAGCUUCCACUCACACUGUGCCUUCAACUGUUCUGAGGGGACAGAGCUGCUCGGGAUUGGAGAAACACAGUGUGGACCAUCUGGAAACUGGUCCUCUCUAGAGCCAAUCUGCCAAGUGACUCAGUGUGAGCCUCUAGCAGCACCUGAUCUGGGCGCUAUCGAAUGCAGUCACCCCCUGGCCAACUUCAGUUUUACUUCUGCUUGCACCUUCACCUGCACAGAAGAAACUGACUUAAUUGGGGAGAGGAAAACUGUCUGCGGAUCCUCCGGCAUCUGGUCUAGUCCGAGUCCAGUCUGUCAAAAGACGGACAGAAGCUUCUCAAUGAUCAAGGAAGGCAACUACAAACCCCUCUUCAUCCCAGUAGCUGUCAUGGUCACUGCAUUCUCAGGGCUGGUAUUCAUCAUUUGGCUGGCAAGGCGGCUAAAAAAAGGCAGGAAAUCUCAGAACAGGGCGGAUGAUGAUCCCUACUGAUACCUCCUCAGUGAAAGGAAACUCAGGAGGUACGAAGAAAACCACUGAACGAGAACUUCAAAUCCUCCCUCGAAGACUUUGCACACGGGCAUCUCCCAUGCUGAAGAUGAAGUGUUUGCUUGGUAUCGCUGGAAGGAUUUCUAUAUGACCAACAGCUCCUUCUAGCCCCCUCCUGCUUACUCCAUCCCCUUAACCCUAGCCCACAAUUUUUGUUCAUACAGCACAGUGUUUUAUUAUCUUUUCUGAUGAGGAACAGAUAAGACUAUUGAGGAAAGGGGUUACUGUGGAAUGUAAAGAUAUCUGAUUUUGCUCUUUCCUAACUCUUAUUUCCUAUUUCAAUCCAGUAUUGUAUUUGAUGCCAGACACAAUGAAAAUUUGAAAUAUGCGUAAGUGAGAAAUUCAGGUUCCUUGCACAUAGUCCAUACACUAUGAUAAAGUUGAUAACUAUCUUUGCUUUCCACCUCCAAAGAAUGAUGCUCUUUGGAAAAGUCCUGUUUUCACAUGACCUCGCUUUCUGUGAAAGGAAGCCACAGGAGUUGCUCCCAUUGACCUUCCCUGUGUCCUUUUCUUAGGUGGCUAACCUCUAGAAGUAGUGCGUCAUAGCCCUGGACAGUAAGGAAGACAAAACCACCUGCAUUGAUUUUUAGUUCAGAGUUUUCCCUUUUCUUUAGUAGAUCCCUGUAGAUUCCUUGAAGUCAGCACUUGAUGAUCAUUAAUUGUUAAUGAUGACACAACCCACUGUCUUGGAGCCGCACAGAAUAUGUCUUUAAUGUUAUGAAGACAACUUAAAACAGGUAGAAAGAUUCCUGGGCUCAUGCUGGAAUGACAGCCUUCCCUUUCUCUAAUAUCUUCUACUCAGAUUCCUAAAUUCAAUUCUUUAAGAUUCAGGACAGUUGUCUCCAAUCCUUGCCGCGUCUUUUAUCACUAGCUCCUUAGCUGGACCAACCCAUAGGCUACUUCAUUUUCUGGCUUUAUUCUGCCUUUUAAAUGCAUUUGGUGCAUCUAAAUAUAACCUGAUAUUUUAAAAUGUUACUUAGUCUUCUGUUUGUAUAUCAGAAUAGAUGUUGUGUUUUCCUAGAUGAGACUGUACCUUUUUUUGAGGGGAGAGAUUGUGUCAGAUCUCUGGAGCUCCUCGUUUGUUACCUGACACUUGGUAAAUUGUGGGAACACGGUCAGUGCAUUGAAGCCAUGUGAGACUUCUGAGAGCUUUGGAGAACAGACCAAGUAAACAAGGCAAGAGUCUUUUAGCCACUGUUCCUCUGUAAUACGGAUUUGUUCUUGGAAUGUGCUGUCGUGCCCCUCCCAGGUGUAAAUAGGAGUGGGUUUACUUCAGAUUCCCCAUCAUCUACUCUUAUUAUUUAGGUGAUGUAGCCAAGCACCAGUUGCCCUCAUGACUGUACCUAUGGCUUGAACUAAUGUGGCCUUGCCCUCAGGGCUCAUGUGGCCUUGCCUAAACUCAUGUGACCUUUCUCUCAUGACUCCAUACAGCCUGAGCUCUUGAACUUUGCUUAUAUGACUUUGCCUGACUCUCAGAAUAUAAGGUUUCUGCUGCUCUGAAUAAAGAUGGCUGUUGC
Molecule: messenger RNA, 2765 nt
Organism: Psammomys obesus (fat sand rat)
Lineage: Eukaryota; Metazoa; Chordata; Mammalia; Rodentia; Muridae
Gene: Sell
Product: selectin L
Exons: 9
Coding region: 70-1191 (373 amino acids)
Biological process (GO): leukocyte migration; leukocyte tethering or rolling; heterophilic cell-cell adhesion
Cellular component (GO): external side of plasma membrane; membrane
Molecular function (GO): sialic acid binding; oligosaccharide binding
Source: RefSeq, a predicted model, not a curated record